This is a messenger RNA of Cucurbita moschata (crookneck pumpkin), 2118 nucleotides long. RefSeq names its product pentatricopeptide repeat-containing protein At3g02490, mitochondrial-like. The transcript has a single exon. Bases 83 to 2038 code for a protein of 651 amino acids. The record is from RefSeq and is a predicted model, not a curated record. Gene Ontology annotation, molecular function: protein binding. Gene Ontology annotation, biological process: RNA splicing. NCBI's taxonomy places the organism in Eukaryota, Viridiplantae, Streptophyta, Magnoliopsida, Cucurbitales, Cucurbitaceae.
GGACCUGUUUAUCCUUGUUCUAUCCCUCCAAUUCUCUGCAUCGCUAUUUGGCUCUCCCGAUUCUGUGCCCUAAAGCUGCAAUAUGAGAUAUUCAUGGCGUCUGCUUCGUUUGCGAGCUCAUUUUCGGUGUCAGCUCCUCCUUUCAUCCAACUCCUCGCAUUUUCAGGUUCUUUCCAAUCCGAAUCUGCAAUCACUUCGCUAUUUUUCUUCAUUGCUUCGUAAGUAUCCUGUUCACGACACGAGUAUCGUUAAUUCUAGAUACAGCACGCCUCGAAUGCUCUCGUCCGAACCGGAGAUUGGACAGAAGGACUCUGCUCACGCUGUUGUGUUUGAUAUUUUCUCUAAAUGUCGGGAUGUGGAUGAAAUUAGGAAAGGCUUAGAGUCGAGUGGUGUUGUUAUUAGUCAUGAUUUGGUGUUGGAGGUGUUGGGGAAGCUUGAGUCGAACCCUGAUGAGGCUAUCAGGUUUUUCGGUUGGGUUUCGGGGGAUUAUGGCGAGAAACUUAGCUCCAAGUCGUAUAACUUGAUGCUUGGAAUCCUAGGAGUUAAUGGUCGUGUUGAGGAGUUUUGGGAUUUGAACUGUGAUAUGAAGAAAAAGGGUUAUGGGAUAUCUAAAAGUGUACAGAAUAAGGUAUUGGAGAAGUUUGAGAAGGAUGGAUUGGAGAGUGAAGCUGAGAAAUUGAGAGACGUCUUUGCAUCAGGAUCUAUUGACAAGUCUCCCGAGAAGAUUGGUUCAAUCGUUUGCAAACUUGUUAGGAAGAAUGUGUGGGGAGAUGAUGUUGAACAGCAAUUGCGUGAUAUGAACAUUUCAUUGUCAAGUGAUAUGGUUAAGAUGAUAUUGGAGAAUCUUUGUACAGAACCAGCAAAAGCAUUUAUAUUUUUCCGGUGGAUUGGUGAGAGUGGGAUGUUUAAGCACGAUGAACAGACUUAUAAUGCCAUGGCAAGGGUGUUAGGUAGGGAAGAUAGUAUCGAUAGAUUUUGGAAAGUAGUUGAUGAAAUGAGGAGCCAUGGUUACGAAAUGGAGGUGGAGACAUUUUCUGAGGUGUUGAGACGAUUUUGUAAAAGAAAAAUGAUCGAGGAAGCUGUAAACUUGUAUGUGUUUGCAAUGGCAGGAGGCAAUAAGCCUUCGGUUGAUUGUCUUACUUUUCUGUUAAAGAAAAUAGCAGUUAGUAAGCACUUAGAUCUUAGUCUGUUCUCAAGGGCGUUGAAGAUAUUUACAGAGACAGGCAAUGCAUUGACGGAUUCAAUGGUUUUUGCAGUUCUCAAGUCUCUGUCUACUGUUGGUAGGAUUGGAGAGUACAACGAGGUUUUAAAUGCAAUGAAGGAGUAUGGAUACGUAUUUAGUGGUGGGUUGAAGAGAAAGGUAGCAUAUCAACUUAGUAGUACUGGAAAAAGUGAUGAAGCAAAUGAUUUCGUGAAUAGCUUAGAAGCUUCUGGCUGUAAUUCAGACAACAAGACCUGGGCAGCUUUGAUAGAAGGUUAUUGUGUUGCUGGAGAUCUUGCUAAAGCUUCUGAUUGCAUCCACAAAAUGGUUGAAAAAGGUGUGGACUGUUGUGCUGGAUAUACUUUGGAUUUAGUGGUCAAUGCUUACUGUCAAAAGAAACGCGAAACUGAUGCUAGCCGUCUUUUCUGUGAUCUCGUUGAUGAAAAGCAGCUAAAACCAUGGCAUUCUACAUAUAAAGCAUUGAUAAACAAGCUAUUGGUUCGAGGGGAAUUCAGAGAAGCUUUGAAAUUGUUGGGGAUGAUGAGAAAUCAUGAAUUUCCACCAUUUAUUGACCCAUUUAUUUUGUAUGUAUCAAAGUCUGGAACAGCUGAUGAUGCCAUCGGCUUCCUGAAGGCCAUGACAUCGAAGAGUUUUCCUUCUACGACAGUGUUCCUCCAUUUGUUUGAAGCAUUUUUCCAAGCUGGAAGGCACGGAGAUGCUCAAGACUUCCUUUCAAAAUGUCCAGGUUACAUUCGUAACCAUGCUGAUGUUCUGGAGCUUUUUAAUUCUAUGAAGCAUGUAGAAGCUGCUGCUCCUCCCCCAAAUCUGGCUUCUUAGGCUUGCAUAUAAUUUCUCUACAAUGUAGUUUAUGAGGUUUCAUGUGGAGUUUAAUCAAUUUAAAGGUUUUGUUUCAAAUA